CUGCUGUGCUGGUUAGAUCCUUCAGAUCGAAGAUGCUGCCAAGACGAGGAGGAUAAUUCAGGCUGCCAAUUGGCUUUUGGAGUGCCUGAGCAUGCUGCAGGAUGCAGAGGACAUGCCAGGAUUGCUGGCUGCUUUCCAGGUCUUUUCCAAGGCCUUGCUUCUGCUGAAUAAUCUGACAGCAAGGUACCUCCAGGAGCUCAGAGAUUCUCCUCGACAGAAGAGUCUGGCCCAGACUUUGCAGCUCCUUCAAAGGUGUGUUCCUUUGCUCCACACAGCCAAGCACAGUGAACUUAAGCACUCCCGUGAUCAGCAAAUAAGCCUCUCCAAAGACUACGCUUUCCAGCUAACGGAGAGGACCAUCAGAGCGCUUACCUCCCUGCUCAUUGACGAUGCAGGCAGCAAGGAGCUGCAGGACAGAAAUGGAAUCUUCUCCCAGCGUGUGAGCAGGCUGCUGGCUCUCCUGUCUUGCCCAGAUUCAAUGCACCUUUCCAAGAGUGAGUUCAGUACUCAUGUGGAAACAGUGGUUUUCUACUGCAUGCUUCUAGCAGACUCAUCCAGUCCAGAUGCAAAGCUGGAUCUGGUAAAACAUUGCUGGGCUCUCCUACAGCUGAGCAAGAGCAUCUGCAGCCAGGUAAGCCAGCAGGAGGGACAGCCAGGGCAAAGCUGGGGAGAAAGCAGCCUGGAAGAGGAAUGUCACACCAUGAGAAAGGAGGUGGAGAAUCUCAACCAGACGGUGGUCACAGCUACUCUGUGCCAAAUCCUGGACACCUUCUUUGUAGCUGAAGAGCCCCUGAGGCAGCUAGUUGAAGAUGCCCUUAGCCUCGCUGGUACAGGGUGUUUCCCAGCAGGACACGGAGGAUUUUUAAAGACGCUUCAGCCCCUCACUGCCACCUUCUUCACACAUGCCCAGCAAAUGCUCAGAGUGGCAGACAUUGUUGUGGCCAGAUGCACCAAAAUGCAGACUGCUAGAGAAAUCAGAGACUGUGUAGAGUAUUUGAAGAGGCUCCUUGCCAGUCUCCCUCCACUGCUCACAGAAAUGAGCAGAAGUAUAGCCCAGAUUAGCACUGCUGAGCAACUGCAGUCCUUGUACCAAGUGUGGGCAGGAACAACAGAAAGCCUCCUGCUGUGUUUUGAGGAGACGGUCAGCACGCGUGAAUUUCUCAAGGUGUCCAUCCAGCAAAUGGCCAAGCACAGGGAAUGGUGUGAAAAAGCCUUGGAAAGUCAGGACCCUCAACAGUUUUCUUGGCAUGCGACUAACCUCACCAGUUGGGCCCAAUGGGUAGUUGAAGCUACUACCAGAUAUGUGGACAGAGCCACAGACCCCAUUUUCAGGAAUGGCUUGCUGGUUUGGGUUGAGCAAUUGGGAAGCUCCCUUGUUAAGCUGAAAACAGUCACAGCUCUUUGUCCAGAAAGACUCUCCUGCCGCCAAACUAGGCGUGUCUUUUUAAAGACAGUAAAGUGCCUGAUAGAUACUUCUCAUCUUGUCCAAGAUGGGCUGGAUGGGUCCAACCACCCAGAUAUCCUCAGCCCUCUCCGGGAACAAGUGCGAAGCACUGAGGUUGCAGAGGAGCUUGAGCUCAGCCCAUCAUGUGCUGGGCUAAAAAACUUUACAGAUGAGACUGCGCUGCAAGAAGACAUCUUAAGUUGUCCAUCUCCAAGAGCAGGUAACGUACACCCAGAUGUUGUUCCAACGAAAGCAGAUAUACACCCCGUCAUUGCAGCGCUCCUGACAGCAACGAGAGCCCAUGACAUGGCAGCUGUCAAUGCUGCUUGCUCCACUUUGCUUGAACUCUCCAACUGCUGUGUCGAUGCAUCAAAGCAAGCUUUGCCUGUGGUUGAGUCUCCUCUGAUGGAGACACUAGGGCAGUACAAGGAUAUCAUAUUACUGACACCAUGUGUUAUCAGUUUGGCCAGGGAAACAGCCUCAGGGCAGUUUCUUGGUCCAGGCAGACUUCUCCAAAUGGCACACUCACUCUCAGAAAGAAUCUGUGGGACCAAAGAGUGUCUGGCAGCCAUAGCAGGCUCCUGGUAUACUCUGUCUCAGCAAGUCUUUCGCUUUAUCUUGUCUGCUGACUUUCUGAGCAGCAAACAGGCUUUGAAUGAGACUAUGAUGGCUUUAGCAGGAAUUGUUCACUUAGCAGGUGACAUUGCAAGCGUGGCCUGCACUAAUGGAUAUGAUGUUGUCCCCAGUGUCUGGGAGAGCUUUCUACAAGUCCAAGUCAAAUUUUCGCAUGCUCAGAUGAACACCAAAGUGUUACUUGAGAAAGCAGUGUCCUUUGAGGGCUCCCACAGAGUGGGGGAGGCCAGCCUGGAGCUGCACUGCAUCCUGUGGGCUGUCAGCAUGCAUGUGCUGCUGAGUGCUGUGGAUCAGUUCAUAGGCAGGGACGUCCUGUUCUUGAGGGAGCUGAGAAAUGCCAUGAAGCACAAGCUUUGCUUGCGGAGCGUCUUGGCUGCUGUGUCUGAGAACUCCCUGAGGCUGCAGGAGGCUGCCCGGCUCUCUUACUUGUCCUGCCCUGAAGACUGUGGUUGCAGUGAAAUCCUAGUGCUCAGGGAGGAGAUAAGAGUGUUAAUGGAGGCAUUGCUGGAUGCCUCCAAUACCCUGUCAGUCUCUCUGCUGUCUACUGCCAGCUUGUACAUUCGCUUUGAGCUCCUGCAGAGAGACUUGGCCCUCAGAGUCAAGGCACUAUUGCUCCACCUCGAGAAGGUCAAUAUCGAACACUUACAGGUCAUCCGAGAUGUCAUUGGGCCAGCCCUGUCCCCUAUCUCUCAAGAUGACAGAGAGAGGAGCAAACAGGCCUUUGAAGAGAAGGCAGGUCGGCUAAUGGCCAACGUUCAGUGGGUCAGAAGCACCCUCCAAGAUGUUCUGGGGGCCACUGCUCAAAUGCAAUCGCAGGUGAGCCUGCUCUCCGUUGCAGACCACCUCCUGGUCCUCACGUCUGAUGCAGUGGGCAGCGCCAGGCAGAUCUUUCAAAGUCAACAGGACAAAGAGCAUCUCCGCCUAGAGAUCAUGGUCUGGGACUGGUCAGCGAAAGCACACUACCUCGUGACGCAGCUUCAGGCUGUUCGGGGCAUCCCUGGACACAUCCUGGAGCUUGUGAGACAGCGCUUACAGAACAUGGGGGACCAGUGCCCUCCAAGGCAAUGCAACAGCAUAGCCAGGCUCCUCCCAGCCCGAGAAUUUGGUGCUCCAAGCCACACUGAGCUGGCAGAAACUCGCCCAGGAAGGAGUGGACAGGCAAGAGGCGCUGCCAGGGAUACAAGCGGAAGGCAGCAGAGUGGUCCUCCCAGUGUCUACCCUGCCAGCAGGCCUGAGGACCUCAUGGGAGAAGACAGCGCAUGGCAGAGUGGCCCCAGCUGGAUGUCUCAGGUCACCAAAGACAUGGCAGCGAGGAUGCUUCACAUGACACAAUUCCUGAAGAAGAAAGGCCCAAUCACGACCAAGGACCAGUUCGUUGCCUGUGCCAGGCAAAUUGCUUCCGAUGGACAGGUGUUUGCUAAAUUUGGCCACAUCAUCGCAAAGAACUGCUUUGAUAAGAGAUGCUCCACAGAGCUGCUGUGUGCCGCAGAGCAGACCCACACCAUCAGCAGCCAGCUCAGCAUCGUGGCCAGGGUAAAAGCAGUCACUGCAGAGAGCAAGUCAUCAUCUGAGCUACUUGUGAAAAAUGCGCAGAACCUAAUUCAGGCAGUUUUGCAUGUUCUGAAGGCAGCUGAGGCAGCAUGUGUCAAAGGUUUGCGACAGCCCCCGCCUGACUCUGAAGAGGCAAAAGUAGCCACUUUUUGCAUUGAAUGGAGAAAAAACCUGUUGCGGCAUAGAGCCAAGCAGUCUUUAAGCUCAGACAGGGAUGAAUUAGGCCUCCGCAAGACUCAGGCAAGGCCUGAACCCACUCUCACAGCUCUGGUUCAAGAACAAUCACCUCAGACCAAGAACAUCACCAGGCAUCCAAAAGCUGUUAAAGGACAUGUAACUACAGCCAGCCACCCCCAAGAAUAGGAGGGGACUUCUGCUAGAGAUGAAUUGCACUGCUAAUUUGCUUCAGUAGAAAGGUAGCCUGUGCUGCACUUGUCCCAGCUUCUCUUCUGCUAGAACUGCUCUCACAGGAGGACUGAGGGGGGCAAGGUCUUGCACGCUGGCAGAGGAAUAAAAUGAUACCACACACUAGUGUAUUUCCUAAGAGGCCUUGCAUCCAGAUGGUGUUUGAAGUUGAGUAGCAAGAUGUGACACUGAGUCACAGAGGACACAGGACUUGGGGAAGGGCCACUGGAGGAGCUGUAAGACCCAGUGAAAGGGAAAACAGAGGGUUCCCUCUUCAGUAAAAUACCAGCAUUCACGGAUCUUCGUCAUCUUGCAUGGGGGUCACUCUGAAACUGUAGUUGGGGAUUGUCAUGAAGAGGGUCAAACCCUUUUGAAUCGAGGGCCACCAACAGGGGCUACAUGGGAAUCAAAUUCUUAAUAUUAACAUAAUGCAUGCCCCUUUGCAGGUGUGAGCCAGCCUGAGGGCAAACCACAUGCCCCUGUCUGGAUGCAGAAGGCACUGCUCGCCAUUCAGCAGGAUUGCCAUGGUCAGAGCUUUCAGUCAUUGCAGAAAACAAGCUGUCAGAAUCCCCAGCUAGAGCAGCACACGAAAGGAUGCUUUGAAACACUGGGCAUAGCUUUCGAGGGCGAUCACAUGAAAGGAAUAUGGGCAUUAGGUGCUUACCUUGAUGAGGAUAAGAAAAAUGCAGGCAGCUCUGUACUGGCUGUGUUAAGAAUGUUCUGGGCAGUUCUGUACAAAAAUCAGGGAAGAAGUGGCAGAUAGAAAAGUGCUGAUGUUUCUGGGUGUAGACUGAGAACGUCAAGGAUAAUUUUGUAAUAGAAAUCUACUGUAAGUCUCGUAGGUAUAGCAGAGUUUUUCUGAACAACAACAUGCUAAGCAGAGCUGCUGGUAGAGACCACAGAUGUGCUUACUAACACAUCAGAGAACAGCUUGGUGCCAGUACAAUGCCAGAGGAAGACAGCACCAAGGUAGCUGCAUGGCAAACUGGC
Dromaius novaehollandiae (emu) is the source of this 5023-nucleotide messenger RNA. RefSeq lists its product as uncharacterized. Gene Ontology annotation, cellular component: adherens junction; catenin complex. The transcript has 5 exons. The record is from RefSeq and is a predicted model, not a curated record. Gene Ontology annotation, biological process: cell migration; cell-cell adhesion. The coding region runs from base 92 to 3991 and encodes 1299 amino acids. Gene Ontology annotation, molecular function: actin filament binding; beta-catenin binding. NCBI's taxonomy places the organism in Eukaryota, Metazoa, Chordata, Aves, Casuariiformes, Dromaiidae.